Molecule: messenger RNA, 1896 nt
Organism: Botrytis sinoallii
Lineage: Eukaryota; Fungi; Ascomycota; Leotiomycetes; Helotiales; Sclerotiniaceae
Exons: 3
Coding region: 1-1896 (631 amino acids)
Biological process (GO): transmembrane transport
Molecular function (GO): transmembrane transporter activity
Source: RefSeq, a predicted model, not a curated record
AUGGCAGGUGCUACUUCAACCGAGACGAACGCUGUUGAUCGAACAGUUAAAGCGCAAGAAAUACCCACACAAUCCCCUACCCAUCAACCCUCACCCGAUUCCCGCGCAUCGACCGUCGCAACUCCAGAAGAUAGCGAAAAGGAAGUCAUUGACUCCGAAAAUCAUACCUCAAAUCAAAGUAGCGUCGAUGUUACCACCACUCCCAAUGCUGCGGCUCCUCCUGGGCCCUCUCCCCAAGAUCCAGAGGCUUCGCGCACGAAAUUGCAAACGACUAUUAUCAUGCUGUCACUCUGCGCAUCGGUUUUCCUCGCCGCUCUCGAUGUCUCGAUUAUUACCACUGCUCUCCCUACUAUCUCCGAACAUUUCCAUUCAAACGCUGGAUAUACUUGGAUCGGUUCCGCCUAUUUAUUGGCGAAUGCGGCUUCUACACCUUCCUGGGGUAAAUUUUCAGAUAUAUGGGGACGGAAACCGAUUUUGUUAAUAGCGGCUGGAGUAUUCUUCAUUGGGAGUUUAUUGGCAGCAACGAGUGUUAGUAUUGGGAUGUUGAUUGUGGCGCGAGCAAUCCAGGGAAUUGGCGGUGGAGGAUUGAUUAUUUUGGUCAAUAUCUGCAUUAGCGAUUUGUUCAGCAUGAGGAAGAGGGGUGCAUACUUUGGAUUAAUUGGAAUGACUUGGGCUUUUGCUAGUGCGAUUGGUCCUCUGCUGGGAGGUGUAUUUACCCAGAAAGUUAGUUGGAGAUGGUGUUUUUAUAUUAAUUUACCGAUUACGGGAACAGUCGCAAUCGCACUUUUCUUUUACCUUCAUCUCGACAAUCCAAAAACACCCGUCUGGGAUGGAUUAAAAGCUGUAGAUUGGUUCGGAAGUUUACUGAUUAUCGGUGGUACACUUAUGGUCCUCCUUGGCCUGGAAUUCGGAGGUGUCACGAAACCAUGGGACUCAGCUACGGUCAUCUGUCUGAUCAUCUUCGGAAUCGUUGUUGCCGGUCUUUUCGUGCUCAACGAAUGGAAAUUCGCUCGAUAUCCAGUUAUGCCUCUUAGACUCUUCAAACAUGCAUCUAAUGUCGCGGCUUUGGGCGUCUGUUUCUGUCAUGGAUUCGUCUUCAUUUCAGCUUCUUACUAUCUCCCGCUUUACUUCCAAGCUGUUCUUGGCGCUACCCCUCUACUUUCCGGUGUCUAUUUACUACCAUUCGCUCUCUCUCUAUCUUUGACGUCCGCGAUAACUGGUGUGUUCAUUAAGAAAACAGGCAAAUACCUCCCACCCAUCUAUUUCGGUCUCGUGGUCAUGACACUCGGAUUCGGUCUAUUCAUCAAUCUUCCUCGCAAGGCUACUUGGUCUAAAAUCAUCAUUUACCAAAUCGUCGCCGGUAUUGGUGUAGGACCUAACUUCCAAUCUCCACUUAUCGCUCUACAAACCUUGGUCAAGAAAGCAGAUAUCGCGACCGCAACCGCCACAUUUGGAUUUACUAGAAAUCUAAGCACGAGUAUCAGUGUGGUGGUUGGAAGUGUAGUAUUUCAAAAUGAAAUGGAGAAAAGGAGUGCGGAAUUGAUUAAAGCUCUGGGAAGCAGUGUGGCAUCGGAAUUGAGUGGUGGAAGUGCGGGUGCCAGUGUGGACAUUGUCAAAGGUUUACCAGCUCCUGGAAGAGAAGUUGCGAGGGAUGCUUAUUGGGGAAGUUUGAGGAUUAUGUGGAUCAUAUACGUAGCAUUCGCAGCGCUGGGUUUGGCAAUUAGUUUUGCUAUUGGUCAACAUGUGCUCAGUAAAGAACACGAGACCACGAAAGUGGGAUUGGUUGAACAGGAGAAAUUAAGACUCGAAGCUAAGCAGGCGAAGAAAGCGACAGAUGUAGAGGCUGGAGUGCCGGUUGUACAGGCAAAUGGAGAGGGAGAGAAAGCUCUUUCUUGA